Rhipicephalus microplus (southern cattle tick) is the source of this 2725-nucleotide messenger RNA. RefSeq names its product dipeptidyl peptidase 3 (gene DppIII). Gene Ontology annotation, molecular function: metalloexopeptidase activity; structural constituent of ribosome; dipeptidyl-peptidase activity. Lineage: Eukaryota; Metazoa; Arthropoda; Arachnida; Ixodida; Ixodidae. Gene Ontology annotation, biological process: proteolysis; translation. The record is from RefSeq and is a predicted model, not a curated record. Gene Ontology annotation, cellular component: cytoplasm; ribosome.
UCGCUCGCCGGUGUGCUCGCUCCUUUCAUAAACGACGAGAGAAGGAGAAGCAUAUUUUGCCGGUUUCGCACGGUUUCGCAGCCCGGCAUUUAAUCCGUCGUCGCGGAGUAGUGUAACGGCACAGUGUAGCCUUCGUUGCCGAGGGAGUAGCCAUCUCUACCUGUACCGAAGCGGCGCUGAUCGAGGCAGGAGAAAUGUCGGACGAGGUGUACUCAAACGAGACGCCGUUCUUGAAACUUGAUUGCCGUGUCGCAUUCGAGGGGCUCAGCGAUCGGGAAAAGAAGUAUGCUCACUACCUCAGCCGAGCAUCUUGGUUCGGUGGCCUCAUCGUCCUCUUCCAGACAUCUCGUGAGAGCCCACUCAUCUUUUUGCUGCUUGAGCGCCUGUUCCGGGCACAGAACUUGGAAUCGCUCAAAGCUUUGGCUCUGGAAAAGGCUGGCUUCGAUGAGGGAGAGUUCAAGGCCCUGCUUGUUUAUGCUGCGGCGUUCUACUCCAACAUGGGAAACUACAAAGGCUUUGGAGACAACAAGUUCAUACCGGGCGUGGCAAAGGACAAACUGGAGAAGCUUUUGAGGCUGAGCAAGGCUUGGGAGGCAGAGCCUGCAACGCUAGAGCACCUCUGGUCCGAGGUGUCCGAUCCGCUGUACUCGCUCCGCGACUCCGAGAAGCAUCUUGGUUUCCCACCCAAGGCGACCACCACCUACUUUUCAAAGAGCUGUACAGAGAAGGAUGCAGAACUUGUGUCCAGCUACAUGAAGCGGAAGGGUAUUGAGGGCUACAUUACGAGGCUAUUCAAGCGACCGGCUGCUGGGUCUGGUGACCAGGAUCACUACGAGAUCCGCUUUGCAUCCGUGCUACCUACAGAGGACCCCGAAAAUGCCAAGUUUCUGGUGUGUGACGUGAUGAACAACAGCAGGGUCACCUUUACACGGGGCGACUACUCGCCACUGCUCAAGUUUACCGUCGACAACCUUCGGCUUGCUCAGGAGAAUGCGGCCAACGACACACAGCGGCAAAUGCUGGGCAAGUACAUUGAGAGCUUCACAGUGGGCAGCCUCGACGCCCACAAGGAUGGCUCCCGCUUCUGGAUUCGCGACAAGGGGCCCAACGUUGAAUCGUACAUAGGAUUUAUAGAGACGUACAGGGAUCCAGCCGGUAUACGUGGUGAAUUCGAAGGCUUUGUCGCCAUGGUGAAUCGGCCUCAGAGUGAGAAGUUUGGCGCGCUGGUGGAAAGGGCCGAGGCCCUGCUGAAGCUGCUUCCAUGGCCAAAGAGCUUCGAGAAGGAUCGCUUCCUACGACCCGACUUCACCUCGCUCGACGUCCUCACUUUCGGCGGGAGUGGCAUACCUGCGGGCAUCAACAUUCCAAAUUAUGAUGAAAUACGGCAAAACGAGGGCUUCAAGAACGUUUCGCUGGGCAACGUCAUCAAUGCUGAUGACAAGUCUUCCAAGGCGAACUUUAUGACAGCCGAUGAUAACGAGCUCUUCAACAGGUUGAAAAACCAGGCAUUUGAGGUUCAAGUAGGCCUGCAUGAGCUCCUGGGCCAUGGCAGCGGCAAGUUGCUCGUGCAGCGCAAGGAUGGCACCUUCAACUUUGACCACGAGCACGUCAAAGUGCCUCACGUUGGCCUGGGAGCGGAUCCCGAGGCCAAGGUGACAAGCUGGUACAAGGAAGGCGAGACGUACGACUCGGUCUUUGGGGCUCUAGGCUCGUCCUACGAGGAGUGCCGGGCAGAGUGUGUUGGGCUGUACCUCUGUACGGUCGAAGACGUCCUCAAGCUGUUUGGCUUUGAGGGUGACCUGGGCCGGGACGUUGCGUACGUCAAUUGGCUCUCCAUGGUGGUCAAGGGAGUCGAGGGAAUGCAGACGUACAACCCACACACCAAGUCCUGGCUCCAGGCUCACUCGCGUGCCCGGUUUGUGAUCAUGCGUGUGCUUCUGGAGGCAGGCGACCUGGUGCAGAUCCGCAAGACGACAGGCGAGGAUGGCAAGCCGGACUUGCUCAUUACCAUUGACCGAACCAAAAUCCUCUCCUUUGGCCGCCCCUGCAUCGAGCAGUUCCUCCUGAAGCUACAGCUGUUCAAGUCAACGGCCGACCUUCGUGCAGCCACGGAGAUGUACGACCGAUAUUCUGAAGUGAGCGAUGUCGGCCAAUAUCCCUUCCUGAAGUAUUGGGACAUCGUGAUGGCUCGCAAGAAGCCCCGGCGCAUUUUCGUCCAGAGCAACACAGUUCUCAAUGGUGACAAAGUGGAGCUCAAGGAGUACGAGUCUACUCCAGAGGGUCACCUGCAGUCGUGGCUCGAGCGUUUUGACGCAAGUACAGCCAAAGAACUCGACCGGGUCGUUCUGGACUUGUGGAAAAAGGACAAGGACCAGUUUUGAAGAUUUUACGUUUAAAGCCAUCAACACUGUCUGUUUCAUCGUGCAGUCUUCAAGGUUGCACGUGAUGAGGCUUACAAUCGCUUGUGCAUAAGACAAUAAACUAAGUAUUGUUUUGUACAUUUUAAAAGAAGGCCCAAAGACAUCUGAAGGCAACAAGUGUCUGCGUGGUAUAAUACAGCAGCAGCCUGGCUUGCAGAGCUACACUAAAACUUCUUUCUGUUAACGAACCUGGAUAUAACAAAAUAUCGAAGAAAAUGAAGAAUAGUCUUUGAAUAGUUGCAGUGUUAGGAACAUACGUUUAUAACAAAUUUUCGGACGUAAUAAACUUAUUUUCGUGCGAGAUG